UAACUAGCUGAGAUUUAUACUGCAUAUAUAACAUAAUGUCUCUGAAGACGGAAGAGGAGCUGCGUGCUAGCUUCCACGCAUUCUCCAACCACGAGUCCAACCGGAUCACCAAGGACAGUCUGAAGAAGUGGUGCAGCAAGCACUCCGUCUCAACCGCACACAUCGAAGAAUUCAUCAAGAAGUUCGACGACAACCGUGACAAGGAGGUGGACUUCUACGAAUUUGUGCGCUACUAUCUGCGGGAGGACAUCGAGAAAGAGUUCAAACAGUAUGACUUGAAUGGAGACGGCAUGAUUACCAGGCAGGAGAUCAUGACUGUGUUGAGAAGAAUGGGCAUUCAGAAUCAGCAGGAGUUGCAGAGUGCAGCCUACGCCCUGAUGAAGAGUGUGGACGAUAACAGCGAUGGGUUUAUUUCCUACCCUGAGUUUGCGGACCAUUUCGUCAAACAGAACUACUCCUUCAAGUCAUAAACUGCAAGCCACACAAGAACCCAGCAAACUCAAUUAAAAUCACUUAUAAUCGAAUACGCAAUACACCCAAAAAGAAUUCAAUUUCUUUGAGAGUCAAUAUUAGGAGGGGCAAGUCAAUUGAAUUACGGAUAAUUUAGAGAAUUGUGGAGAAU
This is a messenger RNA of Symsagittifera roscoffensis, 622 nucleotides long. Its product is annotated as calcineurin subunit B type 2-like. The coding region runs from base 36 to 470 and encodes 144 amino acids. The transcript has 3 exons. Gene Ontology annotation, molecular function: calcium ion binding. Lineage: Eukaryota; Metazoa; Xenacoelomorpha; Acoela; Convolutidae. The record is from RefSeq and is a predicted model, not a curated record.